GGCAGGUAUAAAAGUGCCCGGCUGGCUCACGGUCAGCAUCACUCGACUGUGUCUGCUCCGACAACACACACACACCAAAACACACCAUGAAGCUGAUUGUCCUGUUCGCCAUUGUGGCCGUGGCUUUCGCCCAGGAUGAGAAGAGCGCCGAGAUCGUGCGCAACGACUACCAGCUGAACGAGGACGGCAGCUUCCAGGCCGACCUGGAGACAUCUAACCAGAUCGUGACGUCCGUGUCGGGCCAGAGCUUCCCGGGCAACGAGCCCGAGACGGGCAGCUACAAGAUGACGGGAGAGUACAGCUACGUCGCCCCCGACGGCACCCCCAUCCGCGUCACCUGGGAGGCUGACGAGCUGGGCUACCGCGCCCAGUCCGACGUCAUCCCCACCAUCUAAGCUGUCCGCUGUCGAGCGUUUCACACCCAGUCGCCAUCCUGCCCCACCUGCGGCCGGCCGCCGCCGCCGGUGAGCUGGCGGGAGCGGGCGCCGGCUCAGUCGGCCGCCGCUUCGCCAGGCUCAUCGGCCUGUCAUCAUCGGACGCGGCGCGCUCGGCCACUGUUGUCUGAACGUGCCAAUACAGUCAGCAUCGCCCCAGUCUAA
Pollicipes pollicipes is the source of this 599-nucleotide messenger RNA. RefSeq names its product larval cuticle protein 16/17. Gene Ontology annotation, molecular function: structural constituent of chitin-based larval cuticle. The coding region runs from base 87 to 395 and encodes 102 amino acids. Gene Ontology annotation, cellular component: chitin-based extracellular matrix. The transcript is spliced from 2 exons. The record is from RefSeq and is a predicted model, not a curated record. NCBI's taxonomy places the organism in Eukaryota, Metazoa, Arthropoda, Thecostraca, Pollicipedomorpha, Pollicipedidae.